Messenger RNA from Electrophorus electricus (electric eel), 2466 nucleotides. RefSeq names its product KH domain containing, RNA binding, signal transduction associated 1a (gene khdrbs1a). Gene Ontology annotation, molecular function: mRNA binding; poly(A) binding. Gene Ontology annotation, biological process: regulation of alternative mRNA splicing, via spliceosome. NCBI's taxonomy places the organism in Eukaryota, Metazoa, Chordata, Actinopteri, Gymnotiformes, Gymnotidae. Gene Ontology annotation, cellular component: nucleus. The record is from RefSeq and is a predicted model, not a curated record.
UUUCUCCGUCAUUUCCUUUUUCGCGUUCUUUGUUCAAGCUGGACCGUCGCGACGGAACCCGAAGCCCGAACCAGUCCAGUUACCCCAGCCGCCUCAGGUCAUACUUCCAGCCCGAAAUUAAGCCUGUGCCGCGUACCUGCGUGAUCAAAUAACAUGGACGCGACUGCCAAAGACAACCGCAACAGCGGCAACAACAAAGGAAAGAAAGCCAACGGCGGUCCCAAAAUGGAGAACGAGAGCAAGUACCUCCCGGAGCUGCUGGCGGAGAAGGACAGCCUGGACGCGUCCUUCACCCACGCCAUGAAGCUGCUCACCGCAGAGAUCGAAAGGAUUCAGAAGGGAGAGUCUAAAAAAGAGGGUGAGACCUACCUGGACCUGUUCACCACCAAGAACGUGCGGGUGAAGGAGCGCGUGCUUAUUCCUGUUAAACAGUACCCUCGGUUUAACUUUGUGGGGAAGAUUCUCGGUCCCCAGGGCAGCACAAUAAAGCGUCUGCAGGAGGACACAGGUGCCAAGAUAUCUGUGCUGGGCAAGGGGUCCAUGAGGGACAAGAACAAGGAGGAGGAGCUAAGGAAGGGAGGGGAGCCUAAAUAUGCCCAUCUAGCCAUGGAGCUGCACGUCUAUAUUGAGGUGUUUGCUCCUAUACCUGACUGCUAUCUGCGAAUGGCUCACGCCAUGGAGGAGGUCAAGAAGUUCCUUGUGCCGGUGGACAAUGUGGAGGAGAUGCACCAGGAGCAGUUCAUGGACGCCGGCUACCUGAACGGCUCCCAGGAUGUGUCUGGCCGUGGCAGAGGGGUCCCUGUUAGGGGCCGUGGAGCCAUGCCUCCCCCCAUGGCUGGUGCCAGAGGUCGUGGUAUGCCCCCACGAGGCUCCGCCCCACGAGGCUCCCCCCUCCGCGGUGGUCCUGGCCGCGGUGCCGUGGCGAGAGGCGCCCCCGUGGGCCGCGGAGGUCCGAUCCCCACCGCCUCCAGUCGGGGGGGUGCGGCCACGAGAGCCAGACUGCCUGCCGCCCCCCAGAGGAUGCCACCGACCCCCACCCCGCCCCACCAACACCAACACCAGCAGCACCACCAGCACGCACAGGCGGCCGAGACGUACGAGGAAUACGCUUAUGAGGAGACGUACACUGAGCCUACGUAUGAAGGGUACGACAGCUACUACAGCCAGUCCACUCCACAGGGAGAUACAGAGUACUAUGAUUAUGGGCACGGUGAGGCUCAGCAGACAUAUGAGUCUUAUGCUGAGGAUGACUGGGAUGGUGCUAACUGGGGAAGCGGUGCGGGAAAGGCCCCCUCUGUCCGCCAGACCAAAGGGAACUAUCGGGAGCAUCCAUACGGAAGAUACUGAGACGUGUCAAUCACUUGGGUUGCCUGGGCAACCGCCUCCCAUUGUAACUCCUUUUAACAACUCAAAAGUAAUUUUUUUAUUUUAUUUUUUUUAUUUUUCAUUUAGGUUUUUUUUUUUUUUUUUUUUUUUUUUUUUUUUGAGUAAUUUUGUUUUAUAUUUGCCAUUGACUGCUUUUUAAUGUUUAAAGACAUUUGUUAUUAGAAGGCUCACACUUUUGUAGUUCCGGGGAGGGAUUCGCUCACCUUGGCAUUUCACUGAUUCGUUUCGGUUUGUUCCUCUUUGCCUUGUUGUCUUGCACACUGUUUCCUCUGGCUAAUCAUUUUCAGUUAGAAUACAGAUGCCUGAAUCCUACAUCUGCUUUGCAGUUCUUACAAAUGCAUAAUACAUAAUGCAUGACAGGCGUAUACAAUUUAAAAGGCGCUUUUCUCUGUCAAAAUGCAAAAACUUAAAUGGCCUUUACUCAACCGCCAAACAAAUGGGGGGGAAGAGUCUUUAAACUUUUAGACAGUUGUACAAGUCAAUGCUGUAAACACACCAACGUCAAACGUGCUGUAAAGAGAAUGGCAGUAUUUAGCGAUUUAACAGGUGUGGAGUUUGAUCUCAAGAAAACCUGAGCUCAGAAACAAACCUUCUACCCAGGCAUAACAUAUGCAGGCACAGUAUUUUGGUUUGUCUUGUGUUAAGGAAAAGCAGCUGAAGGCUAUAACUGAUAAAGGGUUUAAGUUAAAUUGGCCAGCCUAAAAUUGUAUAUACGUCACCUAUACUGAAGAAAUCUCCACUUUUGUUUAUAACUUUGCGUUUCACAAAAUAGAAGCAUACCUGUGUUCGUUGGCUAAAUAGGGAACUAAAUAUGUUUUUCUGUAGUAUGUCAAUAAAGCGUAGUGUUCUUUUUCAGCUAACACAACCUGGUAUUUUGCUUUUCUUAUAGCAGUCAAUACAUAACUGACAAACUGCAAAACUGUUUUAGCAAAAAAAAAAAAAAUCUUGCAUGCAGUUACAAUAAUGUACUUUAACAAAAAUGAGUUCCAUGCAAUAUUGUUUCAUGCAAAAUAUUGUGUAUAAACCGUUGCUAAUUAGAAUUCUGUGGCAAUAGCUACAAUUAAAUGUCUGUAAAAUUGA